CUGAUCGAGCGUGGGGGUAUGAGCGGGAGCGCGCCUCGCCCUGUUCCUUCCGUGUGUGACUGCUGCUGUUCCGAGUCCCGGCGCUUCGACCCACUCCACACACACUAAAGAUACGUCGCUUCCCUGUCGAGUGAAGAUGAGCCUACAAUGUUUUGCACUGCUACUUCUAAUGCAAUUUCUAGAUGCUUUGCAGCACAAUAAUGUACAUGUGGAUCCUGAAGCCUACAUGGAUAUUUCCCAGCUGAUCUCCUACCGUGGUUAUCCUAGUGAAGAAUAUGAGGUGAUGACUUCUGAUGGCUAUAUCCUUUCAGUAAACAGAAUUCCCUAUGGAAUCAAUGACACUCCGGAAAGCAAAGGAUCUCGGCCAGUAGUAUUUCUGCAGCAUGGUUUACUGGCAGCUGGAAGCAACUGGGUCACAAACUUGGCCAACAACAGCCUGGGCUUUUUUCUAGCAGAUGCUGGUUAUGAUGUCUGGAUUGGAAAUAGUCGUGGAAACACCUGGUCCAGAAAGCACAUAAAUAUUCCGGUUUAUAAGGAUGCAUUCUGGAGAUUUAGCUUUGAUGAGAUGGCCACCAAAGACUUACCAGCAGUGCUAAACUUCAUCCUUGCGAAGACUAACCAAGAACAGUUGUACUAUGUUGGUCAUUCUCAGGGGACAACAAUUGGUUUCAUAGCCUUUUCUACAAUGCCAGAGCUAGCAAAGAAAAUUAAGUUAUUUUUUGGCCUGGCUCCUGUUGCAACAGUUAAAUAUGCUACCAGCCCACUGGUAAAACUCGGUCUUCUUCCGGAGUUUUUAAUCAAAGAUAUGUUUGGGAGAAAGGAUUUCCUUCCACAGACCAAGGCAAUAACGUGGCUUGCUACACACGUGUGUAACCAAGUCUUGAUUGAGGAGCUGUGUGGCAAUGUAUUCUUCAUAAUAAGUGGAUUCAAUACAAAGAACCUUAACAUUAGCCGAAUUCCAGUCUAUUCAGCCCAUUGUCCAGCUGGAACCUCUAUACAAAAUGUUCUCCACUGGAGCCAGAACAUAAGAACAGGACGCUUUCAGGCUUUUGAUUGGGGUUCCGAUGAUGAGAAUAUGGCUCACUAUAAUGAGACAAUACCGCCUCUGUACAAUAUAAAAAAGAUGAAUGUUCCCACCGCUCUCUGGACUGGAGGACAUGACUGGCUGGCUGAUCCCACUGAUGUGACUAUGUUGCUACAUAAAUUGCCCAAUUUAAUUUACCAUAAGGAAAUCCCAGAUUGGGAACAUCUGGAUUUCAUCUGGGGCCUGGAUGCUCCAUCGCGCAUGUACAGAGAAAUCCUUGAUCUCAUGAAAAAAUAUCACUGAGUCUGGAACAACAUGCUGUAAACCAUUUUUAAAUGUAGAGUCAAUAUAUACUCCGGUUUGUGUUUUGUAUAUUUUCCCUUUCAGCUGCAUUACUGGGACCAUUGAUGGUCUCGGGUAGUUCUUAAAAAGAAAUUAUGUACCAUAUUUUAAGUAAAGCUUUGGUAAUUUGAUACCCAGAUUGUGCCUGAGCCAUGUUUUUGCAAAAUGAAUACCUGUAUGUAUGUGUUCGGGUGUCUAAACCUACACCUUCUGAUGGUUAUGGGAAAAUGUUGGGUCUGAUGUGAUUUGUUACUGUUCACGUUAGCUUUACCACUGACAAGAUGACUGAUUUUUUAAAAUAUAUUGAUCAUGCCUAUAAUUGCAACACAGUCAAGCUAUUCUAUUGAGUGUCUUGAUAAAGACAGCCUUUUUAAAAUUGAUUUUUAUACUCGUAAUUGUUUUUUGCUCAGAGUGAACAUUUUUUUAAAGCAAUGCAGGCCUUACCCUUAUAAUGGACUUCUGUCAUGAAGUAUAAUGCUCUAGUCAACAGAGCGGUGAUUAUACAGGAUAUUCAAGACAAUGAAUUCCUCAGCAUCCUUAAUUUCAGAUGUAAUUAAUUUAUCUGAUUCCUUUUCAGAUAUUGUAAUAAUUAUGUGGAACCCUAUCCACUGGAUUCUGUAUUUUGAUACUAAUACCACUAGUUUAAAUUUUCAACAAUACUUUUAUUACUGAAUGCAGAUUUCAUGAAAUAGAUCGUAACUCAUUACAUGGGACAAUCUACACCUUGUCAUUCAAGGUCAGAAAAUAGCUUAAUUAAAAGCUUGCUUUGUUUCAUUUAACUAUUUGGAUUUUCACAAAAGAAAAACAUUGAAUGACCUGGUGUGGACUGUGAAAAGAUUGUAAUAUUAAACUUGAAAGAACUCUUUACCGUGUGUUUUUUAAUGGAAAUUAUUAUUGUAUAAAGCAAUAUUGUUGCUGUCUUGGGUGUAGUUUUAAUGUACUUUCAAUAGCAUCAUUUGAAUUUGUAACAUUUAAUACAAGUCAGAUACUUAGCAGAAACUCCACCUGAUCUGGUAAACUGGAAUAAUGAGAGUAUCAUGCAGAGUGACAAUUCAUUAUUCCAGUCUGUAUAACCUCGCUAGUACAUGAUGGGUGUCCCUUUUCCCAUUCUAAAACGUUUGCAACAUAAAUUUGUAAAACUAGCCACAAAGUAACAACUUUGAUUUUCUUUAGUCAUGUGUGUGGAUUUGCUGUGAACCAGACAACUGAUGGUACAUUGCAAUCAAUGUGUAUUCAAAGGGUCUCGGCCCGAAACGUCCACUGUACCUCUUCCUAGAGACGCUGCCUGGCUUGCUGCGUUCACCAGCAACUUUGAUAUGUGUGGCUUGAAUUUCCAGCAUCUGCAGAUUUCCUCGUCAAUGUGUAUUUGUGUUAAUUACUUUGGAACAAGCAGGGCUGAGGCAUUCGUCAGCAUUCACAGCUGAAUUUCAGAACAAUACAUGUAAGGUAGCAACGAUAACUUGACUAUAAUUGUUAUGGUGCUUAAAGAUUGGAACGCUGCUGGAAGAUGAUGCAAACCUUUGAACUGCAGAAGACAGUGCUCAUCAGUUUUAACACUGAAAUCCACCAAGUUUGCAUCUAUUGUUUUACAUGUAUCUUUAUAGUGCCUUGUCCUAUGUCUUGCUAUUACAAUGGAACAAUUUCAAUAAAGAGUAAAGCUACUGUACU
Molecule: messenger RNA, 3034 nt
Organism: Mobula hypostoma (lesser devil ray)
Lineage: Eukaryota; Metazoa; Chordata; Chondrichthyes; Myliobatiformes; Myliobatidae
Product: putative lysosomal acid lipase/cholesteryl ester hydrolase
Exons: 10
Coding region: 137-1327 (396 amino acids)
Molecular function (GO): hydrolase activity, acting on ester bonds
Source: RefSeq, a predicted model, not a curated record